Molecule: messenger RNA, 2381 nt
Organism: Dendroctonus ponderosae (mountain pine beetle)
Lineage: Eukaryota; Metazoa; Arthropoda; Insecta; Coleoptera; Curculionidae
Exons: 2
Coding region: 190-1641 (483 amino acids)
Source: RefSeq, a predicted model, not a curated record
CCAAAAAUACUAUCAGGCAUGGCAUGAAUUCCUGGCAAAAUGAUCUGACUCACAGUAUGGAUAACGCCAUUCAAUUUAUCUAAUCUAUUAAAUUUUUAGUCUUCAAUAGCUCGGUUUUUAUUAGUACAGAACGAUUUCAAACAUUGAUGUGCCACUCUAGGUAAUUUACAUUGAUGUAACAACAUCACAAUGGGGAACACAAAUUCCUACAGCCAAAGGCGCAAUGAAGUAAACCAAAAAAUCCAGGAAAAAAACCACAUUUGCAUAGCUAUGAAUGAAGAAGUCCAAGAAGCCAUCGAAAGCAAAGAUCCAACCAUCGUCAAGAAGCUGAUGGCAGAAGUAGCAGCUCACAUGAUCGAUUUGCAGCAACUCCGAUCGAUGGAAUUAUCCAGCAGCGAACGAGGAAGAAGCCAGAGGAUUUUAAAAAAUUUUGAAAUGUUUAUGGCCUCAUUGAAAUCUGUUCUAGUCCCGGAAAGUCCAGCGUUUCAGAGCAGCUCACGACCUUGUAACUCGAGUCGAAUUGAGCCAGACAUUGUCAGCGAUUUAAUUCACUUGGAGAAUUCUGAUAGUACGAGGAGAAACUCGUCCUUAACUACCCCUGAGUCAUCGGCAAAUCCAUCAGCGACGCAUUCACAGCGUCAAAAGGAUCUGCCGCUGCAUACAAGCACAUGCCACGCAAUUGAAGGUGUAUUUCAAGCCAUCGUGAGCGAAUUUGACUUUCUAAAGGAUAAACUCCAAAGGCCGAUAGAUGACAUUGGCGAGUACUACCAAAUAGAUAAGGGAGUUUUAUUUCUGCAACUACAACUAAACAGCGUAGAACUACCAGAUAAUUCACCAUUGUAUGCUACCAAAUUUAAACUACUUGAACAAUUGGAAAGUUUUCGUUUGCUCCUUGAUCAAAAGUCUGGUGAACUUGAAGAACAGCAACAGCUCGCUAAAGAAGUGAAUACUCUGGAAUUGAAACUGGAUAGUGCAGUAACGGAACAAGAACUACAAUGCUUAAAUAAGAGGGCACAACUGAUACAGGAAACUAUUAAAAAUGGGAUUUGGGAUGAUAACUUAGUUGAGAAUAAAGCAGAUAUAUUGAAAAGGUUAUUCGCUAUACUAGUUAAAAUUAAUUGUGCAAGUAAGACAGAGGAUACGGAACUGGACGAGUUAGAAGGUAUACGGUCAAUCGAUCGUAUACUAGAAGAGGAAGCCGAAAAAUUAAAUAUCAACGACGAUGAAGAAUUAUACGCCAAUGUUCCCCAUCGAAGCAGAUCAGAAGUCGACUUGCAACCAAGACUUCGACGAACAAGCAGCAACGUGUCCCAAAGAGGCACUGUCUACAUUAACGCUGAUGUUAUCAGGCAGAACACAACAUCGGAUAAACCACAGAUUUUCUCGAAUAGCGUGCAGAAAUAUUUAGAACCAAUCAACAAGCGUCCAUUACCGCUGCCCCGCAACUAUGAAGAAAAAGUUAUCAAUGACUUGCCUAACCAAUGGAGGAGACUGAAUAAGAUACUUAACAGUCAAUUAAUCAGCGACGCAGAAAAGUCCGAAGUGGCGGAGAUCAGAAAGCAGGCGGAAAUUGCUAAAAAUUUGUUCGAAAGAAAAAUUCGGAAAAUCAUGGACAAAGUAGAGGAAAGUGUCGAAUUGUGAAAGUAGUAUUUUGCCAGACUUUUUUUUGACURAUAUUAAUUAAUAGCUUUAUUUCAAAAUUGACUAUUUCUAUUGUCAGAGCGGGUUGGUAAAUGCUACUAUUUUCAGAAUGAAGCGGAAGUAUUGAUAAUAUAAUGCAAGAUUAUAUUAUCACUUGAGUCUUAAGAAAAUGGAAGACCAAUUUAACAACAUAUUCUUUUUUUUAUUAAUACAUAAGUUUCAAACAAUAUAUUCUGCUAUACUGUGCACUAACGUUCGUAUUCAAUGACGCAGGAUAUAUUAAAUAAAAUAUGUUUUUUCCAACUUUAAGCGCUUUAAAACAUGGAAAUGUGAAGGUUUGGAAACGAAAGCAUUUUAAUCAAGUACAUAAGUUUUGUUCGAAAAUUGAUACGCACAUAUUUCCAAAUUUAAGCAUAAAAUCUAGAAUUAGAAUUAGGCAUAUAAUAUUUGGGACAGUAUCUAACUUAUUUAAUUUUGUAUUAUAAUGCGUAUUUGUGAAAUUUCCAGUAUGUCUGUAUCAGCCAAUGUUUUGAAUGAACUGUAUUUCUAUAUACUGAAAGCUAUUAAAACUUACUCCAGAGUUAAGUUUAUAUAAGGAAAGGGACUAAAUGUUUCAAUGUUACCGACAAUACGCGUCUUACAAACUAGUUCUAACUCUAAGUUACUAUGUGAAUGCACCAUUGCUUUUUGUAGAUGUAUUAUUUUUAUAUAGCUGCUUUUAAUACAUAAAAUAUCUCAAA